Messenger RNA from Pterocles gutturalis (yellow-throated sandgrouse), 647 nucleotides. RefSeq names its product CD5 molecule-like (gene CD5L). The transcript has 3 exons. NCBI's taxonomy places the organism in Eukaryota, Metazoa, Chordata, Aves, Pterocliformes, Pteroclidae. Gene Ontology annotation, cellular component: membrane. The annotation marks the transcript as partial. The record is from RefSeq and is a predicted model, not a curated record.
GCAACUCCAGCUCAAGCGACCUGCGGCUGGCGGACGGGCCACACCGAUGUGCUGGGAGGGUGGAGGUGCUCUACGCCGGGCAGUGGGGGACGGUCUGCGACGAUGGCUGGGACCUGAACGAUGCGGCGGUGGUGUGCCGGCAGCUGGGCUGCGGCAGAGUGGAGGCAGCUCCUGUCCAGGCUCGCUUUGGGAUGGCGACGGGGCGCAUCUGGCUGGACGACGUGGCCUGUACGGGGAGCGAGGAAGCCCUGUCCCAGUGUCGAGCCCGUCCUUGGGGGCAAACCAACUGCCAUCAUGGGGAAGACGCCAGCGUGAUGUGUGCAGUGGUGUGCCGGCAGCUGGGCUGCGGCAGGGCCAUGGUGGCCCACGGCCGGGCUCGCUUCGGGCAGGGGACAGGGCACAUCUGGCUGGACGACAUGAGCUGCAGCGGGAGCGAGGACAACAUCGCCCAGUGCCCAGCUCGUCCCUGGGGACAGAGUAACUGCAACCAUGGAGAAGACGCCGGCGUCGUGUGCUCAGACGCCGGCACAGCCAACACAUCGACCAUCCGGCUGGUGAAUGGCCCGCACCGCUGCGCCGGGAGGGUGGAGGUCCUCCACAACCAGCAAUGGGGGACGGUCUGCGACGACGGCUGGGACCUGAAGGAC